GAAGUAAAUAAAUUAAUAUAUCCAAUCAAACUUAUUUGAGGUCCAUUCAAUGAAAAAAAAUAUUCUAGUGAUAUAAAUACGAUAGACUGAAAUUUAUAUGUUUAUCUAUCGUGCACCAUGCGCCACCUAGUGUGCUUACUUCUAGUCUGGACUCUUGCUAACGUUAAACCUUCGACACAAGGUCAAGAUCUAAUCCGUUUGGUAAGAAGCCGAUAUGACCAGAUCGAUGCUCCAGGAUGUGGGCUGCGACCUCUAGCGACAGGAAACGGCGCCUCCGAAAUAACUGCUAGGAUUGUUGGUGGCCAAGAAGCCAUUCCUUACUCUCACCCAUCCAUUUGCAGUCUACGUAUGACCACAUCACCCACUCAUCACUUUUGUGGAGGUACCUUGGUGAAGAAUUUGGCGGGAGAGUACCACUUUAUCACCGCUGCUCACUGCGUGAACGGAGAGCCCAGGCCAAGUCGCUACGAGGCUCACUGUGGUAUUCACGACAGAACUGACACCAAUGAACCGCAUCGGGUGAUAGUCUACUUUAGUUCUCUGACAAGUCAUCCAUCUUAUGAUGCCUGGACCAUGGAUUACGACAUUGCUGUUUUCAAAGUCGCAACAGCGCUGCCCACAAACACGUACGUUUCUCCGGCCUGUAUUCCUAACGAGGGCUGGUUUGAAGGAGAGAAGGGUCUUGCUGUUGGUUGGGGCUCUUUAACAUCCGGAGGUGACGCUCACUAUAUGCUGCAUCAAGUUGUGAAACCAAUUAAGUCUAGAGAGACUUGUGAACUGAGGUACGGGGCCGGUUCAGUAACUCUCAGAAUGUUUUGUGCAGGCUUACCGCAGGGUGGCGUAGACUCUUGCCAGUUUGACAGCGGCGGUCCAUUCUACACAUAUAGAGAAAACAGAUGGACACUGGCAGGUAUUAUCAGCUGGGGUUACGGCUGUGCCGAAGCUGGCAGACCAGGUGUCUACACGGACAUCAUCGAACUUAAAGAUUGGAUCAACUCAAUCAUCAACGUUGCUUAACAGUUCAGUCAGCGGCGUUUCUCGACGAGGGGAUCAGCUACACAUGGGGACAUUAGGCGUAGCGAUAGGGACUAUUCAAUCACUGCAUGUCAAUAAUGUUAUAAUUAUUUAUAAUAAAAAAUUUUUUUUAUAUUUUCA
Messenger RNA from Biomphalaria glabrata, 1155 nucleotides. RefSeq names its product trypsin-1-like. Gene Ontology annotation, molecular function: serine-type endopeptidase activity. Lineage: Eukaryota; Metazoa; Mollusca; Gastropoda; Planorbidae. The coding region runs from base 118 to 1017 and encodes 299 amino acids. Gene Ontology annotation, biological process: proteolysis. The record is from RefSeq and is a predicted model, not a curated record. The transcript is spliced from 9 exons.